Messenger RNA from Podarcis lilfordi (Lilford's wall lizard), 16036 nucleotides. Lineage: Eukaryota; Metazoa; Chordata; Lepidosauria; Squamata; Lacertidae. The record is from the annotation of a GenBank genome assembly.
AUGCCCAGAGGCGCCCUGUCCUCCGCGGGCUCCCCGCGCAGGCGCAGAGAGGCCUCGGCCGCACCUGGGCGGCGCCGGGGGCGGGGCUGGCAGGUGGGGGCGGAGACUGCGGCGGGAGGGGGCCCGCCCCGUGGGCGUGGCCUGGCCGGGCGGCGGCGGCGGAGGAAGGAAGAUGGCGGCUCGGCGGCGGCAGCGGAGGCGGCGACACUCAGGUGCCCGGCGGGGGGGGGGAUCGGGGCCCCGGGGAGGGGAGGGGGGCUCCCUCUAGCGCCCCCUCCACCCCCUCCUUCCAAGGGGGCAGAGUCUGGCGCGCCUCUCUCUCCGGGGGGGGGGCUGCUGGGCCUCGGAGCCCCCUCCCCAUCUCCCCCCCUCCUGCCGCCAGGCCCCACCCUGGGAGGCAGAGUCCCCUCCCCCCCCCGCGUGUCCGGGGGGGGGGUCUGUCUAUUUGUGGAGCGGAGCCCCUCCCUCCCUCCCCCCCCCGAUGCGUAAGCGGAGGGAGAGGGAUGCCUUCCCUUUAUCCCCCCCCUCCGAGGAGGGUCCUGGGGCAAAGCUUCUUGGGGGGGGGGCUGCUCCGUCCCUCAGGUGGGGGGGGAUCCCCGGCCUGCAGGCGGACCCCCGGGUGGGGGGGUCCUUAGGGCCGAGGGUCGCCCUCCCCCCCCUCCCUGGAAGGAAAGAGCAGGCUGGCCUGGCAGCCCCCCCCCCGUGGGCCUCCCCCUCCUGCAAUAGGGGGGCACCUCCGUGCUGGCCUACCUGGUGGGGAGGUGCUUCGUGGGACCCCCCAGGGCGGAAGGGGGCUUUGGGUGCGGGCGCAUCCCUGGAAGAGGACGGGGGGGGGGGCGCCAGUAAAGGGGAUUCCACCCUGACCCCCCCACCUGCUUUCCCCCAUAGCUGCUGUGUGGAUGGGACCCGAACCCUAGGAGCCUACACUGCAAGGUGAGCGUGGGGGAGCUUUGUGGGUGGGUGGGGGUCGGCGCCGAGGCCUCUUGGAUUGUGGGGGGGAGCGGCCCUGCUUGGCGGCCCCCCUGAAAAGAAAGAAGGGGGUCAGGACCAGGAGGCCACCCCCCAGAAGCCAGCUAAGGUGAGUUUUGUGGGGAGUGGGGGUGGGAUGGGGUGGUGCAAACUGGAUUGAGGGCAGCUCAUGACAGCGUGGCAUAGUGGUUAGAGUGUCACGCUACCACGAUCUGUGGGGGGGGGACCAGGGCUCCACCCCCCCACUUCCAAGCUCAUUGGAUGUGACCUUGGGAGCCAGGCACUGGUGGUUGUUGUGGCGAUGAAAUGAGGACUAGCCUCUUGUUGAGCAAGGUUCAAAUCCCCACUUGGUGACUUGGGGGGUGCUGUCACCUGAAAAAGAGGCUUUUCCUGACAAAGGACUUGUGAAGUUUCUUGGUGGGUGGGGGGCUGCAGACCCCCUGCGUUCUCCCUCUUGUGUGGGGUGGGCAGCCCUCGAUAGAGCCCCUAAGUGUGGGGCUGCGAUAUAAUCCUUGUGGGCCUGACACCAGGCGCAUCAAAGGGUCCACGGAACCUCUUUUCUGUUUUGUGUGCCCCCCCCCCGGCGAGGGGCCCCUGUUUUCUUGUGGGUGCCCCGUGGGGGGGGGGAGUCUGGCUGCUCUGGGUUGCCCUAAGAAGCCGAUCAGUAGCCGAUCUUUCUCAAAAAAAGUUUUUUAAAAAGAUUAAUCUGCGGAACUCCCUGCGACAGGAGACUGAGAUGGCCUUGAAAGAGGAUUGCGUAGGUUCGUGGAGGAGGAGGAGAGGGCUGGACGUGGCUCCUAGGUGGAGACAAAGACCAGUUGCAUUCUGGGAGGGGCUCUGGGGCUCAGAUCCUGCGCCUUGGUUUUGGGGUGCUGGGGGGAGUCCCCCCUUUUUCCUGCCAGCUGCGUUGUGGGGAGGGAAAGGGGCCAAUCCUGCUCUGCCUCUCCUCCUUCUCCUCCAUCAUUUUUCCCGAGUGAGCUGAGCUGCCGGGGUCACCUUGGGACACAGCCGCCUGCACAACGUGCCCAGACAGAGGGGGGUUCGUUGGCAGGGGGGGCGGCCUCCAAGGGGGCGUCUGCCUGAACGGGCGUUUGCGCACACCUGUGCCAGCCCUGCCCUCUGAAUUCCCAGCCGUUGCCUUCUGAAUAUCCGUGGGCGGAAAGGGUACCUGGCCAUGUGCAGAGUGUUUUUCUUCCCCCGGCACGGCAGCUUUCUGCCUUCCUCGGUCUCAGAGACAGAGCAGGUGCUUGGAAUGUAGAAGAUUCAAUCCCCAGGUUGGGAGAGAGACCCCUGCCUGAAACCCUGGACGGCUGCUGCCAGUCUGUGUGGGCAGUAUGGAGCUAGAUGGAGCUGGCUCAGCUGAAGGCGCUUUCCUGCCCUGGCCCGCCCUGUCAGGCUGUUGUGCCCCCCUCCCUGUCACCCCCUCGGUCUGCUGCUGCUCCGGCAGCCCUGCCAACUGUGCUGAGAUUCCUGCCUUGCGGGGGGUUGGUCUGGAUGACCCUUGGGGUCCCUUCCAUUGCUCCCGCCCUCUGAUCCCAGAGCUGUUCUCAAGGACAUCCCGGCCCCCGAAGAGCCUCUUCCAGGCUAAAUUUAGCCGCGAGGGUGUGGCGAGCCGGCCCUCGUCACCCUGGCCUGGCAGGGAGGAGGAGAGGCAGGGCGAGAGGCAGCCUCUUGGAAGGCGUCCUGGCCUGGCACCGCCCGUUGGCAGCUCCCUCCCUGGGCAUGGGGCCCGGCAGCGGGCACUGGGGCAGCCGCCCGCUGGGCAGGUUUAAGCAGGGCUUUGAUCCCGAGGCCUCUUGGCUGCCCCUCCAAGUCACCCCACGUGGGAGGCCCGCUUUGCCCUGGCAGGCACCCUCCGCCUUGCCCGCCUGGCAUGGGCUCCUUCCUGCAGAGGCGCUGGGCACCAGAGCCCCUUCCCCACUUAUCCCGCUGGCACUCAGGAGCCUUUUCCUCCUCCGUGAAUUUGUCCAGCCUUCUCUGAAAGGGCUGCCUGGAUUAUGUGGCUCUCGCUUUCUCCUGUGGCAGGGAGUUCCCCAGCACAACUCUGCGCUUUCUUUUCUCUGCCCUGAAUCCUUCCAGCCCUGAGAUUCAUUUGUUUAUUUCGCGAGGUUUAUGCACUGCUUGAUUGAGAAACAAAACCAAACCUCAAGGCCACCCGGCCGGAUGGGCAGGGUAUAAAAACAGUAUUGAUUAUGAUUGAGCGGUUUACAAAAAGAUAAGAAAACCCAGGAAGAAUUGCGACCGGGCUUCAAAGCAGAGAAAACUACCGAAAUGGAUUAGAAUUCCUUCCGCUUCCUAAGCAUCUCUACCUGGUUGUGUGAACAGGGAUGUUUUCAGGAGGGAACUGGUGCAGUUUCAUAGGAGGCCUCUGAGUUUGAGAGCCACGAGAGAGGUAGAGGGGCUCUGGCCACCAAUGGGUCUUCAGCAGGGGGGUUAAUAUGUGGGGCAGGGUAGGGUGUGUGGGGGGAGCUCCUUGCAGAGACCCCCUGGCCCUGUUCCCCUCUGGGCCCCGGUCGGCCUGCCCCCAAAGGACUGGGCUCUCCCCCAAAGUGCUGUGCCCACACCAGGCUGGCAAACGCGGGGGGCAGGCGAGCCCCCAAAUUCCUUGCCUCCUGGGCCAGCUGCCUCCCCCCCCCCAUGCCUUUUGGGGUGGGAUUGAUUGAUUGAUUGCCGACGUUCGAAACCUUGAUCGCACCCGGAAAUUCGAAACCCCACCAUUUGGCAAGCAUGGAAUAAAGUCAAUAUUGCAAAAAAAGGGGGGGGGUCCUGGGCCAGGCUGAGCCCCCCCUCUUCCCUUCCCAGCAUGCUCCUCCUGCUGCAAAGGGUUAUUUCUGGCUGGCCUGACUCACAGCUCCGGGGGGGGGGGGCAGGGGGAGUCGGUUGGCGCCUCCGAGAUCCAAAUACAGCAUGUGUGUGUGUUUUUUUUGGGGGGGGGGGAGAUUCCUGCUGUUUCUCACCGCCCUGCUUAGCUCUGCCUCUGUGGCAGGUUAUGUGGGUUGGGUUGGGGGCUCUCAGGAAUGCCACCCUCUCCCCCCCCUUCCUGUGUCUUCCUUCUGACCCCAAGGAAGGGUCCAGUGUGGGAUAGAUUUAGUGUGUGCCCCCCCCGGCAUGGGUGGCAGCCUUUAGCCUGCCUGCUGGGCCAGAGGGCAGGGGAGGAGGUCUGAGAAGGGUAUUUUGGGGGCAGCUGAUGGAAGACUUGUAGCUGGUCCCUGAAGAUGCCCCCAUAAGUGAUUCUCAAUUCUCAAGAAGCUGGCUCAGUUUUCCUGAAGUGCUCCAAACGGCUUGGGGGCCCCGGUUCUCCCACUGCGGUUCCUGCAUUGAAGCGGGUUGGACUAGAUGGCCUUUGGGGGACCCCUUCCAGCUCCACAGUUCUGUUUCUGCCUAGAUUUAUCUGCUAUUUUAAAAUGAGGCCUCAUUUUAACCUGUAAAUUGGGGUUUUUUAUUUCUCCCUCUCUUUCCCCCCCAUUAUGUUUUACUGUGAUUUUAUUUUAUUUCUGUUAGCCGCCCUGAGCCUGGCUCUGGCCGGGGAGGGUGGGGUAUAAAUAAAAUUUAUUGUUAUUAUUUAUUAUUAGUUCUGGGGUGCCCCCCCCCCCAGUUUCCUUAGCCAGACUCCUGGGGCCUCAUUCUGCAUGCCAGAGCGGGCAUGAAUGCCCGCGAGGAGGGAGUUCCUCUGCACGCGCGCAGAGUGCCCUCUGCCCUCCCCUGAGCCACUGUCUGGGCCAGAGGGCAUGGAUCUCUCUCUCUUCUCAAGACUCCAGCCUCCCCCCCCCCCAGCCUCCUUGGCCCCCAGCCCAGGCCAGCGCCCUGUGGAAUGUGCCGCAAUUCCUGUGGGCUGGGCAGGCUCAGCCUGUGUCAGAGUUCGCCCUCGCCUCUUCUUCCAAGGGGUGUGUGUGUGUGUGUCUUUGGAGGAGGUGGGGGAGGGCUGCUUCGCUGGGACCCAGGAGUCCUGGCUUGCAAUGCUCAUGUUUCCCUCACCCCACUUCGCCAGACAUGCCGGCUCUCCCAAGCAAAAUGAGGACUCCCUGCCUGGAGUCCAUAGCAGUGUGGGUCUCCCUAAAGGUCAUCCAGCCCAACCCACUGCAAUGCAAGGGGGCUGGUGGUCAUGCUUGGCCUCCUGGCUUGGCUUGGGGGGCUUCGAAAGAGGACCACACCUAUUCAAGGAGGAGGAGGAGGAGAAGAGAUUGGGUUUGAUAUCCCGGUUUACGGGGCCGCCUCUCCUGGUCUGCUCCGCAGAGGACCUUAAGGUCCAUGAAUAAUCAUAGUUUAGAGGUCCCUAGGGAAUUCAGAUUAUCCUUCUCCAAGGCCAGGGCCUUCUCAGUGGCGGCUCCGACCUGGUGGAAUGCUCUGUCCCAUGAGACCAGGGCCCUGCAGGAUUGAACUUCCUUCCGCUGGGCCUGUAAGACAGAGCUAUUCCGCCUGGCUUUCAAUCUGAACUCAGCCUGAUCUUUUAUUCCCCUUCCUCCCCUUCUUAUGAAGAUUCCCCGCUCUGGGAUCCCACGGCUAAUUCUCCCCUGGUCUCCUCGCUGGCCCAAAUAGGACUAACUUAGCCAGCUAGCCCUGGUGAUCAUCUCCUGUUUAUUGGAUGGAUUUCCCCCCGAAACUGAUUUUUGAAUUCUAAAUUCAUUGCUAUUCAUGUUUUAUACUGUAUUUUAUGCUGUUUUUUGUUGCAUCAAUUAAGUGUUUUAAAUUUGUUGUUAGCUGCCCUGAGCCCGGGAAGGGCAGGGUAUAAACAAAAAAUUAUUAUUAUUAUUAUUAUUAUUAUUAUUAUUAAUUGUUACCUGAAAGAGUCUCAAAGUGGCUUACAGUCUCCUUUCCCUUCCUCCCGCACAACACUCUGUGGGGUGAGUGGGGCUGAGAGACUUCAGAGAAGUGUGACUGGCCCAAGGUCACCCAGCAGCUGCAGGUGGAGGAGCGGAGACGCGAACCCGGUUCCCCAGAUUACGAGUCCACCGCUCUUAACCACUACACCACACGGAGGAGGAGAGAGGGGAUCUUGGUGGCUCCUAGCCAGGCUGGCUGCCCUCUGACUCCACCGCCAGAAGCUCCAGGAGGGGAGAGCGUUGCCCUUGUGCUUAAAUCCCGCUUGCACGUUCCCUUCAGGCAUCUGCCCAGGAGACUGGACUCGGGGGGCCCCUGGCCUGACCCAACGGGCUCUUCUGAUGGAGCCUCCUGGCCCAGGGACAGUCUAUCUGGAUUCCUGGCUUGAUAGGGGCAUUCGGCUGCUGUGAGAACAUGCAGCUCAGGCCCUUCGGACGUCCUUGUGAGUCCUUGUGGAGGCUGGGAGUUUGUGUGGCUUGGAGGAGGUCACUGUUGGGUCCUCCCCAGCCCCCUGCUUCUGUGCCUAAGGGGGGUCUUCUUGCCUGACACUCAGAGCAGGAGGCUUCCUUCCUUCCUUCCUUCCUUCCUUCCUUCCUUCCUUCCUUCCUCUCCUUCCUCUUUCCUUCCUUGCUUUCUUCUUUCCUUCCUUCCUUCCUUCCUUCCUUCAUCUUUUAUCUCCUUCCUUCCUUCCUUCCUUCCUUCCUUCCUUCCUUCCUUCCUUCCUUCCUUCAUCUUUUAUCUCUUUCCUUCUUUCCUUCCCUUCCCUUCCUUCUUUCCUCUCCUUCCUUCCUUCCUUCCUUCCUUCAUCUUUUAUCUCCUUCCUUCUUUCCUUCCCUUUCCUUCGUUCCUUCUUUCCUCUCCUCUCCUUCCUUCCUUCCUUCCUUUGGCAGCCACAGCUCCUGCCCCACAACGUCCAAUACUCCUUCCUGGGACAUGUUUCAGCAGAGGUAGGGUGGCCACCUGCCCGGGGGGCGGGUGACAUGACCCUGGGGGUCCCUUCCCUCUCUCCUGGCCCUGCCCGUGGGGGACCUUCUGCCCCCUGGGAGCCAGCGGUCGUGGGCACCCUGCCCGGUUUUAGAACCAGGUCCUGAACGAGGAGGAUCCCCCUGAUCUCCUGUAGGAGAUUUCGGAGUUCAGAGCAGCUGGGGGGGCUGUGGAGGGGGGGGAUGGGGGAACGGAAACCCUGAAGAGCAGUGCUAUGGGGUGGGUGCCUCCCCCUCCCCCUCGCCUUCCUGAUCUGGACCCUCCCAGCCCCAGAGCUCUUGCUGCUGCAAAAGGGAAAGCAACCUGCCCUGCAAAGCCCGUGAGACUGCUGAUCCUGAGGGAUCUGGUGCCUGGAGUAGAUCUUAGCAACCUCUCCCCACCCCCCUUGCAAAACACACUUGGCUUCUGGCAGAGUUAUUGGGGGGGGGAGAGAGAUUUGGGUCUCCUGAGGCCUCCCUUUGCGCCUCUCGAAACCCGGCUUGUUCCAGAUAAAUAUCCCCAAAGAGGAGAUGGCAGAGUUUGAAAAGGUUCAGAAAGGGAGCCAGGGAUGGAGGGACUGUGAAGGGAGGCAGAAGCAUUGGGGACUUUUUAGUUUGGAGAAAAGGCCAGGAAGCGGCGACACGGUGGAAGCCAAUAAGGUGAUUUCUGGGAGAUUGGGGGCAGGUAAAAGGAAGGACUCCUUCCCUCCGCAGACAGGUGAAUCUGGGCCACCGUCUCUCCCCACCUGCUGCCUCUUCUCCUGGGCAUCCUGCCUGGGAUUUCGCUGCCGUCUCGGCUCCUGCUAUUCCUGGAGGAAAGGCAGGAACACGAUCCUCUGGGGCCUGGCUCCCGGCUGGCGGACGGGGCGGGAGGAAGUCCUUCCUUCCAUCUGCCCCACACCCUCCAACCUUCAGCUUUCUUGGAUCUGCACAAGUUCUGGAAUUAGGAGAGAGGGAGGAAAACAGACCCAGCCUGGCUAGUCGCCUUCAGUGGCCCUCUCCUCCUCCUCCCUCAGUUGGCUGGACACUCUUUUAAAGCUAUCUAGGCUGGGGGCUUCCUGUGGCAGGGAGUUCCACAGUCCCACUUCCUCUGGUCUGUCCUGAACCUCCCCAAGUUCAGCUGGAGGUCUGCAAGUUCUCCUUGCUGUGAAUAAUUCUACAAGUACCUAUCCUUUUCCCUUCUUCAUUUUAUUUAUUUGUUAACAUUCUUAUAUUACAUCGGUAAACGUUGUCAUAUUACAUUACAGGACUUACCGUAAUAUAAUUUCCAACGUGUAUACAAAAAUUAUAUACAAAUUUUAUAUACCUAGAAAGAAAACGAAACAAAAAAAGAAAGAACAAAGAGAAAAAACAAAAACAAUUCCCCCCCCCCAAAAAUCAUGCACAUGCCAACACACUAAACUUCCUGUCUAUCCCGUUCUAUAUUCCUUUUCUACAAAUGAAUGUACUCUUACUAUUGUAUAUUUCUGUACAUUUUAUCUAAUACAUUCUUAUAUCAAUAUGUGCUCUUAGUCUUAUUUCUCUACUCGGUCUCACUCCAACGUCAAUCAAAUGUGACAAGUGUCUGUCCCGUUGCCUCUCCCUUUCUCCAAGCUAAAGAUUCCCAAACGCCCCGCACUUUCCUCGCAGGAGUUACUUCGAUCAUCUCAAUUGCUAUUUUUCGAACCUUUUCUGCUCUGCAAUCUCUUUUCUGAACUGAGUCAUCAAAGGCAGGGCUCCCACCCAGCGCAGUCGCCCCAUAGAUCCCUGGCUGUCCCCGUGGCUGUGGAGCGUCCGGACGAGGCUGCCUCCUCCUGGCUUUGCCCUGCCCUAACAAGGGGCAGAGUCCACGCUGGGGGGGUGUGGGGCAGCGGCUGAUCUGCUUUUCCGCCUUUGCUCCCUGCCUCCCUCCCUCUCUUUGGGCAACCGGUGAGUAGCGUCUCUGGGGAAGGGGCAGCUCUGUGGUGCUCCUCCACACUGGGGCUGGGGGGGCCUCCUCUUUCGCCGUGUGUCAGCUGUGGUGGGGGGCAGGUGUGUGCCGUGGGGCUCUGAGCUUUGGGUGGCAGGCACGGAGGGCUGAGGUUCACCUGCCGAGCGGGGAUUAUGACCUACCUGGGAAUGCAGCCAGCCAGGAGAUGGAGGACGGGGCGGAUGCGUAGCUGCUCUGCCUGGUUCCCCUUCACCUUGGGCCUUAAAGGGGGCACGCCUGCCCCCACGGCAGGAUCCAGCUUUGGGCUGGUUAAGAUGGAGGGGGCAGGAAGUCUGCCGUUGACCCAGAGAACACGACUUUGGGGCCCCCAGAGAAGCAGUGCAGUAGCAGCUGGGGCUGUUCACCCCCCCCCCCCGGCUCCUCUGGUCCAAUCUCAAUUCUGGGUGUGGAUUUUGGCCCAUCUCCAGCUCUGGCCGGUAGCUGCAGUUGGGUUGGGACUCUGAGAUUAAGGCUCACCUCUUUGUCGGAAGUGUUGGGAUUUGAACCGUGUUGAUGCUACAGGUCGCCUUUUUGGGGACUGAUCCACCUGAGGUGGCAUAGCUGGAAACGCAAAAUCUGUUCUGCGUGGAAUUGCAAACCACACUCUAGAAAACACCAAAGCUUCUGAAAAUAGCAGCAGUAAAAUACGAGCAGCGAGCAGAAACUGAGUUUUAAACAGCGGUUAACUCUGAAAGCAGCCGAAGUAUUAAGGAACGGCUGUUUGGCCCCGGAGCCCAUGUGGAAAGGCAUGCCUGGAGAGAGAGGGGCAAGGGUGUGGGGCUGCCCCCCCAAAAGGCCCUGCCUCUGGCCCCCGCCAGUUUAAUGGGGCUGCCCUUUGAGGGAUGUGUGGAGGGGCUCAGAGGCUGAUCUUAAGGGCCUUCGAGUAACUUGCUCACAAAGCCUUCUGAAAGACAGGGACUGCCCAGGGAGACUUUUGGGCCCUUGGAUGAUGGGGGAGACGAAGGAGGGCUAAAGGAGGAGAAGAAAACUGCAGAGAAGCCAAAGCAGUUCUGUGCGUCUGUCCGAGAAACUGAGGCAGACAGUGGGGAGGAGGGAGGAAUUCUUGGCUGGUAGAGAAAGACUGAAAAUUGUCCAGAUGGCAUUCCUGCAAGAUCUCAAAGAAACGGGAAAUUGCUGGUCGAACAAAAAUAAGUAACUUGUCCCUCGGAUCAGCCUCCAUACCUGAGGACUGGAAAGUAGCCAACGUAACACCCGUUUUUAAAAAGGGAUGCUAGGAAUUUCAGGCUGCUUAGCUUAAUUCAUGUCUUGGGAAAAGUGGUGGAAUGUAUUGUUAAAGAUAAAAUAACCAAGCAUAUAGAAGAACAAGCCUUGCUGAAGCGGAGUCAGCAUGGCUACGGCAAGGACAAGUCAUGUCUUUUUGGAACAAAAUAGUAAUAAAAAAUCCUUCCAGUAGCACCUUAGAGACCAACUAAGUUUGUUACUGGUAUGAGCUGGUAUCUGAAGAAGGGUGCAUGCACACAAAAGCUCAUACCAAGAACAAACUUAGUUGGCCUCUAAGGUGCUACUGGAAGGAAUUUUUUUUAUUAUUUUGUUUCGACUACGGCAGACCAACACGGCUAGCUACCUGUAACUAAAAGUUUUUGGAGUUCUGUGAGUGUCAAGAAAUACAUGAAUGCUUUUGUUGAGAUUCCUGCUUUGCAGAGGGUGGACUAGAUGACCCUAGGGGGGCCACAUUUGUCGAGGAUGCCAAAUUGUUCAGGGCCAUUAAAACCAAAAGAGAUUGCAAGGAGUUCCAUAAGGGCCUCUCUCCAAAUGCAGCGAGUGGGUCAUCAAAAGGCAAAGGCUGUUCUGUUUGAGCAGAUUCCAUGCUAGGGAUCAUUCGAAAAGGAGCUGAACAAAAAUCUGCCAACUUUGAGGUGCUGUUGUGGUGCAAGGUCGGGACUUCUUUCUUUUUUCUCCUCCUCCUUUCUCUCUUCUCCUCUCCUCUCCCCUUUCCUUUUGCCUUGGCUCCGGGGUUUGCCUGGCCCCGGAGCGCUGCUGGGCAGUCGACCGGGUGGCCGGGCGCUCUCGUACCCGGCUCAAUUUGGGUCGUGUGUGUCAGUGGCUCCCCCAGUUGACGCACCGGCGUCCCCGGUUCCCCUUUGGUAGUGGUGGCGGCAGCGGCAGUCUCAGCAGCCCAAAGCCAGCCUAGUAGCUUCAGGAGCUGCUCGCUGCCGUGGCGCCCACCAUGUUGCCUCCCUGGAAGUCCCCAUAUGAUGUGUCUUGUGCUGUUGAACCAAUCACGCAACAUUCAUUCCCUACUAAUAAAUCUACAACACUUAAAAUAUAAAUUCGGGGACAUUAAAUGAAAUCCGGGGACGGAUUUUGUCCAGAAACAAAUUUGUAAAUCUGGGGACUGUCCCCAGGAAAUGGGGAUGUCUGGUAACUAUAGAAUACUCUGCUCAGUUCUGGUCACCUCACCUCAAGAAGGAUGUUGUAGGAUUGGAAAAGGUUCAGAAAAGAGCCCCCCCCCAAGUGAUCAGGGGGGUGCAGUGGUUGCCCAAGGAUUUAUAGCUCAGUGAAAGGCCGGGGAAGAGGUGCUAGAAGCUUAUAAAAUGAUGCCUGGGCUGGAGAACGGGGCUAGAGAGAAAAAAAAUCCCCUUUCCCUUCCAGUGCUAGGACUUCUGGGCGUCCAGUGAAGCCAGAUGUUGGAGGAUUCGGGGCAGAGAAAGGAAGACCCUUCUUCAUGCAGAGUUGAACCGUGGAACUCCCUGCCACAGGAGGCCAUGAGGGCCACCCACUUGGAGGGCUUUAAAGGAGGAGCAGGCCAGUUCAUGGAGGAGGAAAGGGCUAUCCAUGACAAAUAACAGGGCUGGGCCAUCUAUUGAUAUAGCGUCCAAAUCCUGUUUGAAAUCCAUAUUGUGAUAACGAUUUCAUAAUUUUGGAGCUGGCAAUAUAUCGCGAGUCAUGAUGUAUGUUUGUGUGCUAUGCAAAAAUCACCAUUCAGGGAAAGCCGUGAAGCCAGUCGGUGCCUCUUUGUAGCUCCAUCCCUAUUUCAGACAUCGUGAUGAGAUAACCGGUAUAUCGCGAUGUUUAGCUGGUGAUCAAUCACAAUAUUGGAAACGAGAUCUUGCCGCCCCCCCGGCUCUUCUCUGCAGGAGGGGGCUGUUGCUUUGCCCAUGUCCUUUUGGGGGCACCCCACGGGCACAUCUGGCUGGGCCCUGUGAGAACAGGGUGGGGGGCUUGGGGCCCCCUCUUGGCCUGAGACCCUGCUACCUAUGCCAGACCCGCCAGGCAGGAGCCCUCAUGGCAGCCGGGAUCUGUGCCCAGCCUGCUGCAACCCAGAGACCUCCGCCACUCCCUCUCUCGCAGAAGGCGCCAGCCUCUCUUGGGUGGACUUCAGACUUUCCCUGGCCUUGAGGCGGAAGGAAUUUCCCUCGGUUUAUUUCAUCCUCUGGCCAGGACGGACGUGUUUGGGAUACGUGGAAACGCCUUUCCCCGGGCCUCUAACUUGCGCCAAAGAGCCCCACCCUUGCCAGUGGCGGGAGGGAGGGAGGGCUUGUGGGUGAGGGCAGGGCCUGAUCCCGCUGCUGCUGCCAAGGGCGGCAGCUGCUGCGGCUGCUUCUCCUCCGUUGCCAAGAGGAACCCCCCCCCCCGGGGGGGGGGCCAGUCUCCUCCUUGGCCUGCGGUUCUCCUGCUUGUUUGUAAGGUGAGAACUUGGCUCGGCAGCCGUGGGUCGCCUGGCAUUCUGCCUAACCCCCCCCCCCCAGCUCAGCCUCACCUUGGCGGGGGAAGGAGAUGCCAGGCAGAGAGGCUGCGCUCUGAUCCUGCUCCUCUUUUUCGUGUCAUCUGGGGAAGCUUCCCUAGAAAGAGACCCAGCACAAUAAGGAGAAAUACAAUUAAAAGCAGCGCCUCGUUCCUCUUCCGGGACUGAAAUAAACCACCAGAAGCAGAAGUGACUUUUUUUUAAAAAAAGUGGGGGAAAUUAAGUGUCUCCUGCAAUAAAUCCUUGAUCUCUAGGACAGAGGGGCUCAGAGAGAAGGCCAAGGGGAGGGCUGCUCCCCCAAAGACCCUUCCCCCUUGGGCUCAGCUGCUGGAUCCCCUGCGGUUGCUGGCAGCCAAAGCCCUGGCAGGUCUACAUGAGAGUAAGUGGCUCUUGGGAGUCCCUGGUUGCAGGCUGAUGCAGGGCUUUGCAUAAUGCACAUAGCCAUCAACUUUUCCCUUUUCUUGCGAGGAAUCCUAUUCGGAAUAAGGAAUUUCCCUUUAAAAAAGGGGAAGCAUUGACAGCUAUGAUAAUGCAGCUGUUUCCCUGGAAGACGUGAAUGUUUCGCAAUGGCUGGUGGCCGAGGGGCCUUCAGAGCAGAGCUAGCAAAAUUCAGCAUAAAUCUGCAGCUUGGUCCCGAACCCGUUCCCAAGAGGACCAGCGGGAAAAGAGGCCGGAUGCGAGAACUCCCGGGAAGGCCAAAAGUUGGAAGAUUCAGAGGAACUGGGGGACUCCCUGCUGCAGGAAGCGGGGAUGGCCAAGAACUCGAAUGGCCUUCAAAGAGGGUGAGAUAAAUUCAUGGAGGGAGCUCCGUGGCUCCUAGGUGGCUCAGGGCCUCCAGACCUUCCGCCUGUCCCCUGAGGCCCUUCUCUAUGGGCCCCCCUCCCAGAGAGGUCCGGAGGGCGGCAGCAAGAGAACAGCCUUUUCUGCGGUGGCUCCCUGGUUUGGGGGCACUCCCCCCGGAGAGGCUUGCCUGGCGCCAUCCUGAAAUGCCUUUGGGCGCCAGGAAGAAACAUCCCUCUCUCCCCAGGCCUUUGGCCAUUCAAUAAUCGAUGGCCUGUGAAAGUGAGGCAGAGAGGACUUUUUUACGAUAAUUGUUUUACUAUUGGGCUGUCUGUUGGUAUGAUUUUUGUUACGUUUUUAUCACUGGUGAUUUGUAAUGGGUUUCUAAUGUUGUUAGAUCUUAUGUUCGGUCUUUGGGUAAAGGGAGGGGCAUAAAUAAAAACAAAUACUAGCCACAAAGGCUAUUAAUAAGAACAACAACAACAAUAAUAGUUUUAUUAUUUAUACCUUGAGAGUCCCUGCUUUUGUGGUUGGAGGAAACAGUGAGUUUCCUGGGUGCAGUGGGGAUUUUAACCCUGGUCUCUCGCAGGUUACCAUAGUCUGCCUCUCUAACCACUGUGCCACACAGUCUCAUUUGAGGUACCUGGUGUUUAGGAUCUCUGAAUGGUGGCAGCCAGGAGGGAUUUGUCCUGAACGUCUGAGAAGCUGCUUCUGAAAAUGCCUCUUCUGUUUGAUCUCCGGAUGAGUGGGGGGAAGGAGAUGGUGACAUAUCUGUGGGGCAUCUCUGGGGCAGGCGCCUCAGACCUCUCUUGGUGGGGAGAGAAGGAAGGAGUGAGGUUUUAGUUGCAGAUCCUAUCUUGGCUUAACACGACUCCAAAGAGCAGUUGCUCUUUGCCUUUAUUUUGCUUCUGCAGAACCUUUCAGGGCAAGGAGGGAGGCAUCGCUGGGCUGAGCAGGAGGUCAGGGAAUUGUAGGAAUCACAGCGGAAGAAUCCCAGGCAGGCAGCCUUGCAGCUCAGCUGGCUUGAAACAGCGGCAAUGUCUGCCUGGCUGGCUGUCCCCAGCAGAGCUUCCUUCUUGGGCGCAGUCUACCAGUGGCAAAGGCUGGAUUAUGGGGUGUUUCAGAACUAGCCCUUGCCCAUCAUGUCCGGGGGGUGGCGGCAGGGGGCGGGAAAUGCUGUUUCUUUUCUUUGCAAAGUUGCUCAACAUACAUUUUUCAGAUAAGCACACACACAUAUAUAUAUAUAUAUAAAGAACAAAGAGGAAAAAAGGAAGAAAAGAAAAAGAAAAAAAAAGAAGAAAAAUUGGAAAAGAUUCUUCCAAAUUUCUUCUACAAAUAUCUCAAUAAUAAAACUUCAUUGAUUGACUUCCAUCGCUUACACUGCACUUCCUAUCUGCUUAUCUGAAAAAUAUAUGUUUGUAUGUAUUUUGCUUGUAUUUUGUAAUAAUUAUGUUAAAUAAAAUUUUAAAAAAAUUAAAAAGGGGGGGAGUUGCUCAGCAUAGGAGUGGGUGGACUGGAUGACCCUUGGGGUCCCUUCCAGCUAUAUGAUUCUAUUAUUCCUUGGAGGUUUUUAAGCAGAGUUUGGAUGGCCGUCUGCUGGGGGUUCCUUAGCAGGGCUUCCUGCAUUGCCGGGGGUUGGGCUGGAUGACCCGCAGGGUCCCUUCUGACCCUACAAUUUUGCAAUUCCUUUGAAAGAGUUUGGAAUACAACAUAUAUAGAUAGAUAGAUAGAUGGAUGGAUCAAUAGGAGAGAUUGUGGAAGGUAGAUAUUAAAUUUGCAGCAUACUUAGGGAGACCAUCAUGAAGAUGUUAUAUAUAUGGCAUUGUACCCCCUUGAAACUAGCGAAAAUGUAUAAAGGAGGCUCACCGAUUUGUUGGAGAUGUAAAAUAGAUGUGGGGUCAUGUGGUGGACUUGUGCAAUCGUUAGGGAAUUCUGGGAUAAUAUAUAUAAUGUAUUUAAGAAAUUUUUCAGACUUACCUUUCAAAAAAACCCCAGAGAUCUUUCUUUUAGGCAUUUUACCAUUAGAAAUUAAAAAAAGACAUAAGACCACUGUUCAUGUGUGCCACCAUAGCAGCAAGAAUUCUGGUGGCGAGGAAGUGGAAAAAUGAAACAGUACCAACAAUCACAGAUUGGCAGAUACUCGUGUAAGAAUAUUUACAACCAGCAAAACUGGAGGGAAGAGUUAAAGGAGUAUUCAACCAGAAAAUAUUUGGAGAAUGGAGAAUAUUUAAGGAUUAUAUAAGAUCAUAUUGUACCAACCACACCAUAUUAGCAGAACUUGAGUGACGCUUGUAAACACAACAAAGUCCGUUUGUGGAGUAGACGGGAACAGUAUGAAAGAAUAUAAAACUGUGCGGGGGGAAACGACAGUAUAAGCAGUACAAUGAGAAUGAUUGGGAAACUCGUUUUGUCAGAAUUAAGCACUUAUUUAAGUGCUUAAUUAAGUAUUAAUUAGGAAGGUUAAGUGUUUUCUUUAUGUACGUAAAUUUGCUGUUUCUUCUUCUGUUUUUUUCUUAAUUGUUUGUUCUUUAAUUUUCUUUUUGUAGUAUGAGAUUGUAAAUUCUUUGUAUAAGUGUGUAAUUUAAAUUAAGAAAGAUUAUUAAGAAUAAUAAUAAUGAAAGCGUUUUGACAUCCCAGUUUGAGGUCACGGCUCCCGCUCACUCCUUCCUCCCCGCGUUCUGUUUCCGCAGGCCGGGGCUUCGUCCGAAGCAGCAUGGCGCCCCCCCUGGCCACAAGGACCUGCCACCCCCCCUCCUUGCCCGCCCCAUGCCCAGCAGCUGCCCUCGGAGGAGCCAGUCCAGCGCACGGCCGCCUGUGACCCCUGACUGCCCGCCACAGCCUCGCCCCCUGUGA